Pungitius pungitius (ninespine stickleback) is the source of this 2880-nucleotide messenger RNA. It is a transcript of the gene epas1a, whose product is annotated as endothelial PAS domain protein 1a. Lineage: Eukaryota; Metazoa; Chordata; Actinopteri; Perciformes; Gasterosteidae. The transcript has 9 exons. Gene Ontology annotation, biological process: regulation of transcription by RNA polymerase II; cellular response to hypoxia. The record is from RefSeq and is a predicted model, not a curated record. Gene Ontology annotation, molecular function: DNA-binding transcription factor activity, RNA polymerase II-specific; protein dimerization activity; RNA polymerase II transcription regulatory region sequence-specific DNA binding. Bases 307 to 1422 code for a protein of 371 amino acids.
GGGGUUUUGCUUUUCCUGGCCAGCUGACCUAUCAUCAUGCUCAGCUGUAGGGGCCCUGUAGGUGAUGCACACGCAGAGGGGAGAGGAGACACUCACCGUUGAAGUCAUCAGCACUGCGGGGGACCCGCUUGCCUUUUGACAUUUGGCACCACUAAUUGCUAGUCUCAUUAAUUAAACUACCUGUGAUGGUGCAAAGUGUAGAGGGGGCAUUUACUGCUGCGCUGUGAACUACUGCUACUUUCUGCAUCUCUUUUGUUCCAAGCCAACGUUCACCAUGACAACGGAUAGAGACACCCGUUGGACCCAAUGACAGGCGACAAGGAAAAGAGGAGGGCGAUUAGCCGCGAGGCAGCCAGAAGGAGGCGACGGGUGGAGUCCGAGGUGUUUGAAGAUUUGUCUCGCCUCCUGCCGCUCGAACCGGCUGUCCAAGCUCACCUGGACAAGCCCUCUGUGAUUCGCCUCACCCUCAGCUACAUACGCAUGCACACGGUGCUCAAAGGAGAGACUCGGACAAAAGCAGAGGUCAGUCAAAUAGCAAAAUAUGCACAAGCGAUGAGAGGUGGAGAUGAACUUCGCAGCUGUGAUGGCGGACGUGAGGAGGUGGAGGAUGCGGAGGCCUCGGGGGAGAUAAACUUGUACCUGAGGAUUCUGGAGGGAUUUCUGAUCGUCUUAUCCUCUGAAGGAGACAUGAUCUACCUGUCUGACAACGUCAGCAAGUACAUGGGUUUGACACAGAAUGAGCUGAUUGGACACAAUAUCUUUGAGUUUACUCACCCUUGUGACCACGACGAAAUCAGAAAUAAUCUACGUCUAACAGCAGAGGAGGUUUGGUCGGGUGCAAAGAGGGACUUUGUUGUGAGGAUAAAAAGUGCUCCGACAUACAGAGGAAGAAGCGCCAAUCUCAAGUCAGCUACGUGGAAGGUUCUCCACUGCCAGGGCCGAGCGAAAGUGUGUGUUGUCUCGUCUUCAGUUUCCUGCCUGCUGCUGACCUGCCAGCCUCUGCCCCUCUCACACACACUCCUCAGCACACACACCUUCACCAGCCAGCACAGCAUGGACAUGAGGUUCACGCACUGUGACCAGAGAAUUACUCUGCUUUUAGGUUACAGUGCUGAGGAGCUUCUGGGUCGUUCCAUCUAUGAUCUCUGUCACACACUGGACGUAAACCAUUUGGCCAAAAAUCAUCUAAACUUGUGUUUUAAGAGUCAGUCCGUCAGCGGUCAGUACCGGAUGCUGGUGUCAGGUGGAGGUUACGUUUGGGUGGAGACUCACAGCGCCGUCAUCCCCAGCGUCCGGCCAUGCAAGUCCAGACCUGGAGCCCACCAGCCGCUCUGCAUCCUCUGUGUGACCUAUGUGCUCAGCGGAGUGGAGGAGCCAUCCUUGCAGCUCUCUGUGGACCAGAUGGUACACAUUCAAGUCUGAAGAACAGUCUGCGAAGCCGGCAUCUCCAAUGAAACCACAACAAUCCUCUCUACCUCCAUCUGAGAAUUAUUACCACUUACAAUCAAACGUUUAAUAAACACAAAACUUUUGCCUUCCAAACUACUUUCGGUGUGUUUUUGUCAAACACUGAUAUUUCUGUUUAGUAUUCGGGUAAAGCUAUGAAAAUUUUGAAAAAAUCUGUCAAGACUUGUGUACCAGACAAUUGAACCAAAUCUUGGGAAAUGAUUGUUCAAUUUAAAGCUUCACAGUCAAGUUUUUGGCAAAAUUGUUUCAGUAGCCCCAGUUUUGCCUUGCCGUUAAAACAAAAUAGAAAGCGUUGGGUGCAGACUGUGGUUGACAGACAGUUGACGGGGCGUUGUGAGAGUUGAAAUAUGUUGACGAAAGCAGGCACUGUGACUUUUCCCUGACCUUUCUGGGCCUGACCUCACUUCCUUUGGGGUUUCCUUUUGAGCCACCUAACACGUGGCGUGACAACUGACUGUCAAACUUAAUGUACGCACACACACAUACACAAACACACACAUACACAAACACACACAUACACAAACACACACAUGCACAAGCACACAGCGUUGUGCUGAUGAGAAGAUGUGAGCACAAGUCAAAGCCACAGCUUCCUGAAAGAAACACUUGAUAGGAAAGUUCUCGUGGGAACUUAUUUAACUUUUUACCUCUUGACUUCUGAAUUCACACAAACGCACAAGCACACGCACACACACACACACACACACACGCACCUACACUUUUUUCAGAUUUCAGUUCUAUUGGUUUUUUGAGAAAACACACAUUCCUACCUAUACAAAAGUAUAGCUAAACCGUUAGCAUUUAGGUACUUCCCUUGAGUAUCUCCCUUUCAUGCUAUUUUAUACUUCUACUUCAAAACAUUUCAAAGAAAAAUAUAGUAGCUUUGUCUAAGCUACAUUAAUGUGAUAACAACAGUUACAAGUUACUUUGCAGAUACACAACAUGUAAUGAGCUCAUGAAUCAGCAACUCACACAGAUAUGCUCUGAAUUCCACAUAAACACAUGUGUAUAAUGUGCACAGCCUACAACUCCCUCCAUCCUCAGUGAGAAUUUUGAUGAAAGGUCCUUUCUUGAUAUUGGUGUCCUUUUCUGGUUAGAGACACACCAAGCACCAUACAACACACACACACUUUGGUCGUUUUGUUUACAUUACAAUUAGAAGACCCUUAAAUCGUAUGUGACUGGGUCAUGUGUGGUGGGGUAAGAACCUGCUUCCCCUCAACACCAGUUUAGGGCCAAUAGAAAUCUUUCCUUUUCUGUCUUACAAAAUGUUAUAAAACAUGAUAUUCUUCCUGAUGUUUUUCUUCCGGCCUGCGGGCUGACAGAAUUGCUCCUGCCUUUGCAAACGCAGCGCUAAUACUUGACCUGUGAUCUGACAAAUAAAUCUUCCAGAACGAGAGAAGUUGUUCGGCU